Messenger RNA from Daldinia caldariorum, 2746 nucleotides. RefSeq lists its product as uncharacterized. The record is from RefSeq and is a predicted model, not a curated record. Lineage: Eukaryota; Fungi; Ascomycota; Sordariomycetes; Xylariales; Hypoxylaceae. The transcript has a single exon. Bases 2055 to 2324 code for a protein of 89 amino acids.
GCUGUAUGACACCUAGCCCACCUCAUAUUUAGAAAUAUAUGUUCUCGUUAAUUAUAUUGGUAGUACGUAUAAUAGUGCAGUCCUACGUAGAUUCGUAGUUCUUGUAUCUCGAUAGAGCCCUGUAACAAAAAUCUUGCUUGUGCCCUUACGUGCAACCGGAGUCUGCAUUAUCGAAGAUCUCAGCUGGGGGGCUAUUACUAAGAGAAUUACGGCUCCCGAAGAUGACUCAAUCUUGCAACACGACAGGACACGACCCCCCCCCAUCGAGAUACCUAUUCCCGCCUUCUUCUCUCGUGCACGCAUUCGGCGUUACCAUUCUAACUCGUGUAUGCUUUCGUAAACCCAUAUCGUUCUCGAACGAGUCUGUCUCAAGUUACGUCGGCGAAGCCAAUGCGUGCGUGACGCGGCUUCGUCAAAGCCGCCUCGAUCGCCAAGUGAUAUUACCAAAAGAGGGGGGGGCUUGAACGAGAAGUGCUCAUUAUCAAUCUAAUCUUAUAGACCAUCAUCAAGCAUACAUGCUCGCUUUGAUGCUGUGCCAAGGCUCUUAGGUACGUAUACCCCUUAUUAGUCUCCGAGAUUCGUAGACGAUAAGCCUCAGCUCAAGUGAUACUCGAGAAAAGUUACCUCCGCAGGAAAUAGCGUACCAAGUUUCGUCAAAACAUGGCGCCUUAGUCGUCAUGUAAUUCAGACAUCUCAAGAAUAACCGGGAUAAGACCUUACGCCCGGGCUGGUUAUAUCAAUCGUGACAAGAGAGGGCCCGAGCAAAGAGGUAAUAAUGGGUUACAACAAGGUAGGUUGGGUUAAGGAAUGGGUCCUAUGAUAAGAGAUAUAAAAACCACUUUCUACCAUAUAUGGAAUGUGAUAACUCUUCUUCACAGAGUUACUAUCUGAUAAUGAGACCUCUUAGGGAAUACCCAAGUUGUGAGGGUCUGUGGUUGGUGACGCGUCAUCACGGGAUCUGACGUGUUUGUCUACUGCAUUCCGACAUCUCAACCCCGUUAUUUGUUUAAUCCAGAGCGCUUAUAGGAUAUGAAUGGACCAGGUCUAGGCCCUAACAAUAUACUGCUCCGAGACUUGGUCGACGCUAUGUAACAUGUUGAUAGAAAUUGUGCAUGUAAUUGUAGUCUCGAGGCUGAAACUCUCGGCCCUAUGCUGCAAGAAACAAUCCAGCGGGGUUGAUAUCGCUUCACCUCGUUGCUUGAUACACCUUGUCAACUAGAAGUUCUUAUUUACCACAUUCCUUUUUCAGCAGCGAAUCGCAUGUUGUACAUAUUACCUGUGUCUUGAUGUCCUGAUUACACAUGCUAACCUGUUUGCUCGAUGGUCUCGAUCCAACAUUACCCCCACGCGCGCGCGCGCAUUUUCAACUGCACACCAUCUAUCGUAUCAAAAUGCCGCCAAGCAUUGUGUUUCCCUUCGAACCUUGAGCAUCUCCCCGUGAAGUCGAAAACAUUUUCAUGAUAGAUAUGUAAAGAUAAUCAGCCCCAGCCUUGCAGAUGCACUUAAUUCUCUUCCGAGUGGGCAUUGGCCCGGGCGGUGAUGACGUCUGGAGAAGCACCACAUAAUUGCCUCCAAAGAUAGGAUGAUAGAAGGGGGGGGGCUGUACCUAGCAAACUACAAACUUUGCUUAAUCGUAUAAUAACACCGGAUUGGGCCGCGGUGACAUUAUUCCAUCUCUCAUUUUCUUGUAAUCUGGCAGCAUGGCGACGCAUGCAGCAGCAGCACGUCACGCACGAUAGCAGGGUUGUGACGAACCCAUCCACCGGUGCUAAUCCCCCUUAAUGGAAGCUGAACAGACAGUUAGGUACUAGGAUCCCAAGAUUUCCUAUGUACCUAAUGCAGGUAUAAACCCUUACCCAUCGGCGGUGCAAGGGGCGUGAGCAUAGUGACGAAUAGAGUCGCUCUCCGUGUCAAACGUAAACGGUCAUAAGUGAAAAGUAGGCUGAGAUACCCGCUUUACUGUCGCGAAACUUGGAAAAGUCCGUAAACUGCCAAUCCCCGUUCCACGCCGGUCCCGAAGAUUGGGAGUGUUGGAGCAGAUUACGCAAGCCCCGAUGAUAACACGGCCCUAUAUGUCCUUGUGUCUUGUGUGCCCCCUACUAAUGUCUUCCUAUCUGAUUGCACGCAAGUAUCCGCAUAUACCAAAGGAGUUAGGUGGUACACAGCGUAUUCCUUCGGUCGUGUCGCGGGUCUUUGCAGACAAGCCACCUCCAACCCCCAUACGUGAGAAAGAGAGCAAGCAGCACGGUGUAAGAGUAAGAACACACCCACACCGGGUAACCUCCGGGGGCAAAAAAAGGAUUAGGUACUGGUCGUACAACUAGGCUAGGUUAGGUAGAUACUACUACCUACUACAUCCACGGAGGAGCGGAGGAUAAGAUGGCACUUAUCGUCAACUACCUACGGCAAACGACCGGGAAGGAUCAGGAACGGAAGAAAUUCCCUGCGCAUGCAGCUAUUUAUGCUAAUUCAGGGGGGUGAAUACAACGGACCCUGCAAAUCGAAGGGUAAAUAGGGAUUUUUUGACAAGCCCGCUGCCCAACUAGCUUUAGAGUGCCGAGCACGUAUGCCGAUCUUGGCCUGAUAUAUUGCUACGCUGCAUGGCACCCCGGCAUCAACACCCCCCCCCCCUGUGGGCGUUACACUGUGGGGUUUAGUCUUUGCUGAUGACGAUAUGAUGUCUGGCCCCUCGGGUGGGAAAAUUAGGUAUGCCUUGUAAAUACCUAACAUACGCGCUUCACCUUUC